Molecule: messenger RNA, 1341 nt
Organism: Dovyalis caffra
Lineage: Eukaryota; Viridiplantae; Streptophyta; Magnoliopsida; Malpighiales; Salicaceae
Source: the annotation of a GenBank genome assembly
AUGGUGAAGAUAGAAGUCCGCAUCAUCUCGAAAGAACUCAUCAAACCAUCUUCCCCAACAAUUCAGCAAAAGAAACCCUUCAAACUCUCCCUUUUUGAUCAGCUUACUCCCCCAACUUAUACCACAGCUGUCUUCUUCUACCCCGCGAACGAUGCCAAUUCCAACAAUGCCACCAGAAUUGAUCACUUAAAGAAAUCUCUCUCAAAGACACUUAAUCUCUACUACCCAUUAUCUGGAAGGGUGGAAGAUAAUCUCUUCAUUGAUUGUUUCAGUGAAGGUGUUCCCUUGCUUGAAGCCCAAGUUAAUUGUCGCUUGUCCGAUUUCCUUAAACACCACGAAGUUGAGUCACUGAACCAUUUUCUUCCAUGCCAGCCCUUUACAACGGAAGAAAUGACUGCGCCUCUAUUAGCAUUUCAGGUGAGCAUAUUUGCCUGUGGAGGAAUAGCACUAGGCUGGGGUGUUUUACACAAGCUUGUUGAUGGGGGAACGAUGAAGGCUUUCAUUUCCACUUGGACAUCUGUAUCUCGAGGAGAUCAUACUGAGGUUAUACAGCCCGAUUUCACAGAGGCAUCAAUCUUCUUUCCACCCAGAAAUUCACAUCCACAAAAUAAUUUAUCUCUAAUGGAAAGCGUUUGGUUUACAGAAGCUAACUACAUUACAAGAAGAUUUGCCUUUUGCAGCGAUGCAAUAGCCAUGUUAAGGGAUAAGGCUAAAUUUGGAAAACCUGAUACUAGGCCAUCAAGAGUUGAAACAUUGUCAUGCUUCAUUUGGAAAUGUGUUAUGGCUGCUUCAAAGGCACUAUCAGGUUCACCAAAGCCAUGCAUUUUGGUUGAAGCAGUGAAUCUCCGGCCGCGAACAAAGCCGCCCAUGUCCGAUGGUUCUAUUGGAAAUAUCUUUUGGUGGGCAACUGCUGUCGCGAACCCCACAGACACAAACACAGAACUGCACGAAUUGGUAAACAUGUUGAAUGAAGCCACUGCACUGUACGAUAGUGAUUACACACAGACUCUACAAGGAGAAGAAGGGUUUGAAACAAUGUCUGAAUACUUCAGCCAGCUAGAAGGGUUAUUUUCUCUUGAAAAGCCAGAUAUAUUUGCAUUCACUUCUUGGUGUCAUCUUGGUUUCACUAAGGCAAACUUUGGAUGGGGAGAGCCCUUCUGGGUUGGUCUGAUGGGAAAAGUUGGCCCUGCUUUCAGAAAUCUCACUGUACUUAUUGAAACCAAAGAUGGUAAAGGGAUAGAGGCAUGGAUCACCUUAGAUGAGGAACGAAUGACUAUAUUGGAACGAGAUCCUGAAUUCCUGGCAUUUGCUUCUCCAAAUCCUAAGUUUUCAAGCCUGUGA